AUAUUGUGAUGAAAGAGUAGAUGAAGUUGAUGAUGACGAUGAUGAUGAUGAUGAGUUUGGUGAUGUGAGGGGAAUGCUUGAAAAUAUCGAUUCACCUCCCACUCUAGCAGAAUGCGAAAAAAAUGCAGAUCGAUGCAUUCAAAUGGUGAAAACUCGAUUCGACAUUCGUUUGAGAUCUCUCUGUGCCAACUAUCUUGGGAGCAGUAGCGAACGAAUCACUAUCAACAUGUCCGAGCCACAGCAAACACUUUAUGAAGCUAUUAUUCGAUAUGACAUUGAUUCUGUAAGAAUUCAACUGGUAAACAAUGUCAAUCCAAAUGUUUUCCCUAAUAAUCCGACAAUUACACCACUCAUUUUAGCUGCGAGACUAAAGUUCUAUGACAUCGCAAAUGAACUAUUGUUAUUUGGAGCUGACGUGAAUGGGGUUGAUGAAUUUGGACGGACUGCGUUGCAUGUUGCAGUGGACAAUAAUGAUGAGGCUACCGUCUAUAUUCUUAUGUUUCAUAAUUGCAAUUUAGAAAAAUAUGACAAUGUUGGUAUAACUCCUCUUGGAUUGGCUGUGGAGAAAAAUAACAUCUACAUGGUUCGCUAUUUAGUUGCACAUGGAGCAGUGGUUUAUAAGGAAGAGGAUGGAAUUGAACUUCCACCCCUCUCUCUUGCUGCUUGCCUUGGAUAUGCUGAUAUCCUUCAAUUCCUGCUGAGUGUGGAAGAGGGCGACAGCAUUAAGAAGAGAAUGCAUAUGAAUUUUGCCCUCUGUAUGGCCAUCGAUAAAGGCCAAAUCGAAGUAGCAAGGCUCUUGAUUGAUUACGGUGCACCAUUAGGUCGUUGGGAUGAAUCUGAAUUAUCUCCUUUGGAAUAUGCCAUUAUUGGAGAUCAGGAAGAUAUGGUUUCACUU
This is a messenger RNA of Rodentolepis nana, 895 nucleotides long. The record is from the annotation of a GenBank genome assembly. NCBI's taxonomy places the organism in Eukaryota, Metazoa, Platyhelminthes, Cestoda, Cyclophyllidea, Hymenolepididae.